ACUCGUAGCACCUGAGCUCAGGUAGACUGUCACGGUAUGAGCUCCACGUGAAAGACACGACACGGACAGCACUGAGUGUCCAGCCAGCGGUGGUUCUGAACUAACAGCGACCGAGCGCACUCCAGAAAGUAGAGCUCCGGGCGAACGUAACAGGAAAAUAACAGCUUGUAUUUGAAGGAUUAUCAUGUUCCUUCGCUGUUGUGACUAAAUAUGAAGGGGACGCACGUUUAAAGUUGGAAACGCUGUGGAAGACUGUUGCCGUUCUUGGUGAUGGACACACAGCAGUUCAACAAACUCUGAUAGUGUUUAGCUCCCUAUUGCAUCCAGCAGUCCUGUCGUAGGGGCUGCUGAGGGGGCAGAAACUUAAUGCACUGAACUCAAACAAUGACCGACCCCAUCAUGGACUUCUUUGAUGACCCUAGCAUAUUUGGGGAAGGGCUUGACAGCUUGGUCCAGGAUGAUCCAGGGUUUACCCCUGGGACUGUGUGCUUAGAUGAUGAACUUCACCUGGGGCCUAGUUUGGAGCCUCUUCAGGUGGAUGCAGGCGGGUCCAGAUCUUCUGCAAUCCAGCAUGGGAUACCCUACAGUCAACCUUUGGCUCAUUUUGACACUAUGAAGGCACAGACCUCAAUGGAACAGUCCUUUCCUGGUACAGAAGGAGGUGGCAAUGAUAGAAGAGCAUUUUUGCCACAGCAGCAAUCAUUUCAAGGGCAUACUAUGAACCAAGUCCCCCAGACUAAUGGACGGUUUCUUCACGACAGCCCCAUGUGGGGAAACCAUGAUCAAAAAGGGAAUAACUACCAUCAGCACAAUCAACAACAUCAACAAAUUCAUCAACAACAACUACAGCAUAAACAAUUUCAGCAGCAGCCACAGUUUCAGCAGCAUCAAGCUCAACAUCAACAGUACAGUCAGCCACAUCAACAUCUUCAGCAUAGACAGCACAGACUCAAUCAACACCCAAUCCCAGACCAGCUGCAGCUCCCUCACCAACAAAUAGCCCAUCAAGGCUUGCAUCAUCUUGACAAGACCUAUCAGGAACAUACCGAUUUUUACUAUCAGAGCAGCAUCCCUCAAAAUCAUUCUCAGCAUGGCCACCAUAACUCACUCAAUUUGGAGGGUAGUCCCUUUCACCCUAUGGUUGAGGCCUCAAUGAUGUCUGGGUCUUCUCAGCGACGCAGUGGUUUUCAGGUAGCCCAAGGUGUUCAAGGUUUUACUAAAGAAGGUCCGAGGUUGGAAGACGAUGACCUGGCCUUCCCUAUCCAGUCUUCCCCUGCAACCGAUUCUUUCCCGACUGGCACGGUUAGCCAUGAUUCAUCCUAUCCUACUGGUCAUUACACUCUGACUUCUCACCAUUCCCCUGUAGUAAAUGCAACUCAGUCUUACUCUUCUACCCCAGUCUCUAUGACAGCCUCUUUAACGGCCAUCCCAUCAUCAGGUUCAAAUCGUUUGGAUACUGGUUGUCCUUUUCUUUCAAAUUCUGGAAGGGAACAUCAGCAGCAAAAAGUCCAGAUUCCUGGCAGUCCAGCACAACGAUGCCCCUUGAAUAACUCCAAAUCAGAGCAGGAUCCCUUCAGCUCUUCUAAGGUGUUCCCAGAUGGUCUGAACGUGUUUACCGCAGACUGUCCAUUCUCUAUGGCAGAGCGAAGAAGCCAUGAUGUACUUGGACCUUUGGUUACAAGCCGAAGCUUAAGCAGCAGUAAUGGGUUUCAGGCACUUGAGGAGGUCUUGCUUGGACAGCAGCAUUGUAACAGACUUGACCUGGGUGAAGCUCCUGACCUUUUAGGGGAUGAGCUGUUGCCUCAGCUGGAGGCACUAGACCAGGAAGGGAGCUCCAAUCACUCUUGGAUAAAUGCAGGACUAGAGAAUGACCAUGAAGAUGCGAAGGACGAGGAAAGCAUGGAGGAUGUGCCAAUGGUUUACAAUGCACAGCCUCCUAAGAACACUAAUGGUCCCAACAGCCAGCCGCGGGUACUCAGCCCACUAGUGAAGAGCAGUUCUUCUUCCUCUUCAUCGUCCUCAUACAUAUCGGUGUCAGAGAAGCGGGUGCAGAAGCGGCAGCAACAGCAGAUGGAUUCGUCCCUUUCCGAAGAUAAACAGCAGAAGGCCAAUCGAAUCAUCUCUGAGGCCAUCACCAAAGCACGAGAGAGGGGAGAGAAAAAUAUUCCACGCAUCAUGAGUCCCGACAGCUUCCCGUCUUCGUCGUCGCAGCACCGCAGACACAAGGCUGGUUCCUCCAAGUCCAGAGGCAAGGAUAAAAGCUCCAAGAAGGCCCGGAUUGUGAUGUCAUCCAAGCCCAAGCAAAAGGCUCAAAUUGGGAAAAUUGUUAUAAAGCUUGGAAAGAAAAAGCGAAAGAAGAGCGAUUCCUCUGAAGAGCUGUCUGACAGUGACAGACCAACUCGACGAUCUUCUAAAGAUGAUGAUGAUUCGAAGCGGCGAUCGAAACGGAAGGUCAAGAGGAAGAAGUAUGAGGAUGAUGGUGAGGCUCGAUUGUCUGAUGAAGAAAUGAAGGUCAUCGUCAAAUCCAAGAAGAGCAACUCCAACGCUCACAAACAGCCUGCAGUGCAACUGUUUGUGGAGAACCCGACUGAUGAAGAUGCUGCUGUGGUUGAUAAAAUCAUGGCAUCUCGUGUGGUGAAUAAAGAGGUGUCUCCUGGGUUGACGGUAGAAACCGAAGAGUAUUAUGUCAAGUACAAAAACUACUCAUAUCUUCACUGUGAGUGGGCGACGGAGCAGCAUUUAGAGAAGGACAAGAGGAUCCAGCAGAAAAUCAAGCGCUUCAAGAUCAAACAGGCACAGAAAGCACACUUCUUUGCUGAUAUGGAGGAGGAACCAUUCAAUCCUGACUAUGUAGAAGUGGACCGAGUUCUCGAGGUCUCAUACUGUGAGGACAAGGACACCGGAGAGCCGGUGGUGUAUUACCUGGUGAAAUGGUGCUCAUUGCCGUAUGAAGACAGCACAUGGGAGCUGAAGGAAGAUGUAGACCAGACUAAGAUCAAAGAGUUCAAAAAGCUGCAGGCAGCAAAACCACACACCAACAGAGUGGAACGUCCACCGGCGAGUCACUGGAAGAAGCGGGAGCAAUCCCGAGAGUAUUGUAAUGGAAACUGUCUCAGGGAUUACCAGCUGGAGGGGGUCAACUGGCUUCUCUUCAACUGGUAUAACAGGCGUAACUGUAUUCUUGCGGAUGAGAUGGGUCUAGGAAAAACCAUCCAGUCCAUCACGUUUCUGGAAGAGAUGUAUCGCAUAGGGAUCAAGGGGCCUUUCCUCAUCAUCGCCCCUCUCUCUACCAUCGCUAACUGGGAGAGAGAGUUCAGAACCUGGACGAAACUCAAUGUCAUCGUGUACCAUGGCAGUGUGGUCAGCCGACAGAUGCUCCAGCAGUAUGAGAUGUAUUUCAGAGAUGCUCAGGGUCGUGUGAUAAGGGGUGCUUACCGGUUUCAGGCAGUCAUUACAACAUUUGAGAUGAUAUUGGGAGGCUGUCCAGAACUUAACGCAAUAGACUGGCGCUGUGUCAUCAUUGAUGAAGCCCAUCGGCUCAAAAAUAAGAACUGCAAGCUUUUGGAGGGCUUCAAACUUAUGAGUCUGGAACACAAGGUGUUAUUGACGGGCACUCCACUACAAAAUACAGUAGAGGAACUCUUUAGUCUGCUGCACUUCCUGGAGCCGACCCGCUUCCCUUCUGAAAGCACCUUCAUGCAGGAAUUUGGAGACCUUAAGACUGAGGAGCAGGUCCAGAAACUCCAGGCCAUCCUAAAACCAAUGAUGCUGCGGCGUCUUAAGGAAGACGUGGAGAAGAAGUUGGCCCCUAAGGAAGAGACCAUCAUUGAAGUGGAGCUUACCAACAUCCAGAAGAAAUACUACCGCGCCAUCCUGGAGAAGAACUUCUCGUUCCUGGCUAAAGGAGCUGGCCAAGCCAACGUCCCGAACUUGCUCAACACCAUGAUGGAACUGCGGAAAUGCUGCAACCAUCCCUACCUCAUCAAAGGGGCCGAGGAGAAGAUCUUGGAGGACUUCAAGGAGGUGUAUAGCCCCACAUCUGUAGAUUUCCACCUGCAGGCUAUGAUUCAGUCAGCAGGUAAACUCGUUCUCAUUGACAAGCUGCUCCCCAAGAUGAAGGCCGGUGGACACAAAGUGCUCAUCUUUUCUCAGAUGGUGCGCUGCCUGGACAUCCUGGAAGACUACCUCAUCCAAAAAAGAUACCUCUAUGAGCGGAUUGAUGGCCGUGUACGUGGGAACCUCCGUCAAGCAGCAAUAGACCGUUUCAGUAAACCAGACUCGGAUCGAUUCGUCUUCCUGCUGUGUACUCGAGCAGGUGGGCUCGGUAUUAACCUCACAGCUGCCGACACCUGUAUCAUCUUUGAUUCUGACUGGAACCCUCAGAAUGACCUGCAGGCUCAGGCUCGCUGCCAUAGGAUUGGUCAGGAUAAAGCAGUUAAAGUAUAUCGACUAAUCACGCGUAACUCAUAUGAGCGAGAGAUGUUCGAUAGAGCCAGUCUGAAGCUGGGAUUGGAUAAAGCGGUGCUUCAAAGCAUGAGCGGACGAGACAACAGUCUAGGAGGGGGAGGGCAGAUGCAGCAGCAGCUCUCUAAGAAGGAGAUUGAGGACCUUCUUCGGCGUGGAGCUUAUGGUGCCAUCAUGGAUGAGGAAGAUGAGGGGGCUAAAUUUUGUGAAGAGGACAUUGACCAAAUCCUGCAACGCAGAACCAAGACCAUCACUAUUGAAUCUGAGGGACGGGGCUCCACCUUUGCCAAGGCCAGUUUUGUAGCUUCAGGGAACAGAACAGACAUCUCUCUGGAUGACCCCAACUUCUGGGACAAGUGGGCCAAGAAAGCAGAGAUCGACAUGGAGACGGUCAAUGGCAGAAACAGUCUGGUGAUCGACACCCCUCGUGUCAGGAAACAGACCCGGCCGUUCAGUGCUACUAAGGACGAGCUGGCCGAGCUCUCUGAAGGGGAGAGUAGCGGAGAUGACAAACCCAAACUCCGCCGGCCACAUGAACGCCUCAACAGCUAUGGCCGCACAGAGUGCUUCCGCGUGGAGAAAAAUCUGUUGGUGUAUGGGUGGGGCCGCUGGAAGGAUAUCCUGGCUCACGGGCGCUUUAAGCGACAGCUGAGCGAGAAUGAUGUGGAGUGUAUAUGCAGAGCACUCCUGGCAUACUGCCUCGUUCAUUACCGUGGAGAUGAUAAAAUCAAAAGCUUCAUGUGGGAUCUGAUCGCUCCCACAGAGGACGGCAGGACCAAGGAACUUCAGAACCAUUUGGGUUUGUCUACUCCAGUACCACGAGGCCGAAAAGGAAAGAAGAUGAAAACUCAGUCUAGCUCAUUUGAUAUCCAGAAGGCCGAGUGGAUCCGGAAACACAACCCAGAACAUAUGUUGUCUGAUGAUGGGUACAAGAAACACCUGAAACACCACUGCAACAAGGUUCUGCUGAGGGUCCGAAUGCUGUACUAUCUGAAACAAGAGGUGAUCGGGGUACAUUGCCAAAAAGUACUGGAUGGGGCAGAUGUCAGUGAGAUAGAGAUCUGGGUUCCUGAGCCGGAUCAUUCAGAGAUGCCUGCUCUGUGGUGGGACAUGCUCUCGGACAAAUGUCUGCUGUUAGGAGUCUUUAAGCACGGUUACGAGAAGUACAACACUAUUCGUGCAGAUCCAGCACUGUGUUUCUUAGACAAGGUUGGGCGGCCAGACGAGAAGGCCAUCGCUGCUGAGCAGAGAGGAAAUGACUUUAUGGAUGGAGAUGUGGAUGACCCUGAGUAUAAGCCUGCUCCAGCCUUGCUGAAGGAUGAUAUGGAGGAUGAUGCAUCCUCCCCAGGGGAGCUGGUCAUCACUGAUAUAGGCGGAGAAGGAGGUUCUGUAUUAGAGGGUGGCGGUGGGACUCUGGGUGCUGGCUCAGGGAUGUACUGGCCCUCACCCUCUGUGCUGACGGCCCGACUGCGGCGUCUGAUCACCGCGUCUCAGCGCUUCACCAAGAGCAGACAGAUACUUCAGAUCCACCAGACACAGCAGGCCAUGACCCCUACCCUCUACCCUCUGCCUCCAACGCUCAGCGACACACUCAGUCCCAAAAUUGCUGCCAAAAUUGAAAGACAACAACGGUGGACGCGUAGAGAGGAGGCGGAUUUCUAUCGCGUGGUUUCAACAUUUGGGGUAGUGUUUGAUCCAGAUUUGGGCUGUUUUGACUGGGCCAAGUUCAGAGCCAUGGCUCGACUGCACAAGAAAACUGACGAGAGUCUACACAAGUACCUGUGUGCCUUUAUUGCCAUGUGCAGGAGAGUCUGCCGCCUUCCUGCUAUAGAGGGAGAUAUGGUGGAUUCCUCUCUUGCUAUUCAACCUAUCACAGAGGAGCGUGCCUCCCGUACCUUAUACAGAGUGGAGUUGCUGCGGAAGAUAAGAGAACAGGUGUUGCGUCACCCGCAGCUUUAUGAGCGUCUUGCACUGUGCCAGCCAGGACCGGAUCUUCCAGUGUGGUGGGAAACAGGUUCCCAUGAUCGCGAUCUUCUUCUUGGGGCAGCCAAACAUGGAGUCAGCCGAACAGACUACCAUAUCCUCCGUGACCCGGAGCUCUGCUUUAUGGUGGCACAGAGGAACUACAGCCAGAACAAGGGAAGUGCAGCACAAGUCCAAGCCCAAGCCCAGAAUCAGACACCUUCACUGGGGCAAUGUCACAUCCCAACUCCCCUCCAGCACAUCCAGGCUAAAGAGGCUUCUAUUUCACCCCUUCAAAACCAAACUGAACUAAAGGAGGAGCCACUGUCAGAGGGAGAGGAAGAGAGUGGAGAACAAUUUCCCAAGAUGGAGACGCAACCUAUCAGACCACCAACACCUUCAGGAGUGGAUGAGAAAGAUGACAUCCCCAAAGCGGGAGAGAACGCGAGCCGGAUGGUAGCAGCCAGAACUAAACCGCUAACGCCAAACUCAGUUACUCCAAAACAGAAGAAACUGAGUAAGCGGAGCCGCAGAGAGGCCAGGAGGGGGUCGGGAUCUGACUCGGAUGGCUCCUCGUCCAGCUCUUCGUCGAGUUCUUCAUCAAGAUCUUCUUCCUCAUCCUCGUCUUCAUCACGGUCUGGAUCCAGUUCCUCGUCUUCCUCCUGUUCUUCAGGCUCUUCGUCUUCAUCGUCAUCGUCUUCCUCAUCUUCAGAAGACAGUGACAGUGAGGAAGUACCAAAGAACGUGUCAACAGUGCCUAGUGUUAAAGGCUUCGACGAAGACAGCAUUGCCUCACUCAACACCACACAAGAUGACCUGCAGGACAGUCAUGUGACCAACGGAAUCUCUAACCCUCCCCACCCUUUCCAGGGAGGUUAUAUGCUUGCUGCCUCCUACUGGCCAAAGGACCGUGUCAUGAUAAACCGGUUGGACAGUAUAUGUCAGGCAGUGUUGAAGGGGACAUGGCCAGGGGUUCGUCGUGCAUACGAAGGCAAUGCCGUGACUUCUUUCUACACCACCAAACUCCUGGACAACACAUCCACGCUCACAGAAGACCCUUCAGCCUCCCCUCAGGGUUCAAAGGUGAAGAAGCACGAUGCAGACAGAGAAAAGGAGUUCUCAGUCAAAAUCAAUGACCAGGAGGGCAGCCUUAAACUGACCUUCCAGAAACAAGGUUUGCCUCUGAAGCGCCCCCUGGAGGGUGAGGAGGGACCUCUUGCCCAGCAGCAGUACCUAGCCCGGCUCCAAGAAUUACAGAACGCGUCUGAUACCAGCCUAGCAGAUUACACCAAAAUUCAGAACCGCUAUCCACAAGUACUGCCAGAGCAAAUGCGACUGAAUGGAGCUAUAGAUGGACAGCCCGUAAUGAAGAAGAAGAGAGGACGACGGAAGAAUGUGGAGGGGAUGGACCUGCUGUUCAUGAACAGAAAUGGACUUCCUUUGAUGCCAGAGCAGGUUGCCGGUACAUCUGCUCCCCCUGGACUGAGCACACCUCAUGGGCUCAGCACUCUUGAUACAGAUAGUCGCGUUCCUGUCAUUAGCCUCAAAGAUGGGACGCGACUAGCUGGAGAGGAUGCGCCAAAACGGAAAGAUCUUGACCAGUGGCUUAAAGAACACCCAGGCUUUGUGGCAGAUGUUGGAGCUUUUAUUCCUAGUGCAAACAAGCUGCAGUUUCAAGAUGACAGACCAAAACAGAAGAGACAUCGCUGCAGAAACCCCAACAAAAUUGACAUCAACAGCCUGACUGGAGAAGAGCGAGUGCAGAUCAUCAACCGGCGAAACGCUCGCAAGAUUGGUGGUGCGUUUGCUCCCCCUCUGAAAGAUUUGAGCCGGUUCCUGCAGGAGAAUCCAGAGUAUGGGGUCCCACCAGAGUGGGCUGAUGUUGUUAAACAGUCUGGUUACCUUCCUGAAAGUAUGUUUGACCGCAUCCUGACCGGCCCCAUCGUUCCUGAAGAAGUGAGUCGACGAGGUCGACGUCCCAAAAAUGCUUUGGCUAGAGCAGCCACUAUGGCCAGUCCCGGUUCCAACGCUGCCCUGGGGCUCAACCCACUCCUAACAAACGGCCUCCUCGCCGGGCUGGACCUGCCUAGUCUCCAAGCUCUUCAGCACAACCUCCAGAGCCUCCAGUCCCUCCAACUCACCACUGGCCUCAUGGGACUGCCUCACGACCCUACCAACAUGGCCGCCAUGUUUCCGAUGAUGCUGUCUGGAAUGACCGGGCUGCCGAACCUCCUCGGAAUGAGUGGUGUCCUCGGACAACAGGAAGCGGCAUGUGUCGCUUUGAGUGAUGAGGACAGGAAAAGGAAGAGUGUUGGAGAGUCCGUGACACCCAAAGGACCAGCUGAGACUUUAAGUCCUUUGAGUGGCAAAGCGGACAGGACAGAGGGUCAAAGCUCCAAAGCGACCGCCUCGAUGGCCGCCAACUCAAAUCAAACAAGUUCUUCUGAUUCAGGCCACCCACUGGCUCUCAACCCCCUUCUCCUCUCUAGUAUGCUCUACCCAGGGAUGCUUCUUACUCCAGACCUUAACCUGCCUGUGGCCAACCAGCCGCAAGCUGCAAACACUCAGCCAACCCCACCGCUGCAAACUUCUUCCUCUGAAGCCACGGCUCAGCUGCCCGGCCACUCGGAGGACAAAGACAGCGAUGAUGGGGAGGAGUCAGACGAAAAGAAGGAUACCAGUGGUCCAGAGGGCUCGGCGAAGGCGGAGUCAUCCUCCUCCGAGUCCGACAGCUCCUCCUCGUCAUCAGAGGAUUCCGAUUCCAGCGACGAAGACUGAGUCUUUAAACAUGUAUAAAUAAAUAUUAUAUAUUUAUAUACAUCUCUUAGAAAUGUAUACAUAUAAACACAUAUAGGAGUUGUCCUGCAUUUACUACAUCAUGUUUUUUUUUUUUUUUUUUUCCAUGUAAAUAUAAUAAAUAAAUGUGUUGUGUAAUGAAGAUGAAAAAAAAAGGAGAUCCUAGAGAAACUGAAAUGAGAUUUCAGUGUUUGUUUAGGUACAAUGUCGUUUCAAAGAGACGUUUUGCAUGUGAAAAAAAAAAGAAGAAAAAAACCUUUGUGGAAUUAAUUGUAUUACACCAUGAUGUACAUCUGCAACAAACACGAAGCAAAAACUAAAAGGCAUUAUUGUUAUAGCUAUGUCAGGGUUUAAUUUUAUUAAAGAAAUGAGGAUGCUGUCGCUCACUGCAGAGCUUUAUAAUUAAUAUAUUUUGUUUUGGGAGAAAGAACACAUGGAUUGCUUGGGUUUCAUUUGUAAAUACUUGAGCAGGAUCCUGAACACAUAGACUUCACAGAGCAUACCUACAGAUCCACAGCAAUAACACACAGGCAGCUUAUGAAUGUCACUGAAGCUGUAGAGACCCUGCGUUCGUUCGUUCGUUCGUUCGUUCUUUCAUUCAUUCAGUCAUCCAUCGCACAAGUUCUUCUUCAUUCACUUCUCUUGAGAUUUGUGCAUCUGUUUACUGUCCCGGACACUCUGCAUUCUGCCCGAGGUCUGUUCUUCCUUUCUUUCUUCCUUUCUUUCUUUUAAAUUCUCUUCAUACAGCUAUUUUACCCAAAGAUUUGAGUUUCGUGGUGCAGGCGAUCCAUCUGGUGUACAGUGACGUCUACAGUGAUCCAGACAUUCUUUUAGGAACACAUUCCUUACAAUGCCUGAAAUCAGUGUCCGUGCAUGUUUUUCCAGCAAACAUCACUGUUCUUUUUCAGACCACUUCUUUCACAUCCAUAUAUUUGUGUUUCUUUUAGCGUUCAGUGUGUGUGUGUGUGUGUGUGUGUGAGAUGUUCUGUGCAUAUGAACACUGUUGCCUCAAUUUGCAUGAAACUCUAUGUGUCCAAGGUCCUGUUGGUCUCACGUAUAACCCCCUUGUGACAAACAGCAGUGCGUAUAUCCUCUCUUUUCCACAGACUGCUACAGUAUUGCCAUGUUAGCUGGUAAAUCACCCACAUUUGUAAUCAGUGUGAGAGUAUUGAGAGGAAUUCAAGUAUUUGCAGUAGUAUUUCAGUUACUUGAUCAGCACACAUGAGGUCCCCAGAAUUGAUAGUAGUUUAAAUGUUAUAAAGGUCAAAAAUCCCAUGUUCCUUUAGUCUGACAAAACAGGUCUGUGCUUUUGCAGAUCCACGUAGUCGCCUCGCUGCAUUUAGAUGUACAUGACUGAUCUAGAAGUGUCCUUAUGCCAUACUUCAGUGUCUGUCUCUCAUGAUCUGUCGAAAUCCAGCACCUCGGCCAACACAUUGAACCUCACUGGCGUUUUGAAUCAGGAUGUGUAUGUGAUUUAAUUUCUGUUACAUGUGCUGAUGUGCUUGUUCUAGACUGUUAGGCUCAUUUGAUUCAUGCGAGUCUCUGCUGCAUCCCGUUAGUUCAUAUUCAGGUUUGGCUACUGAAGUUUUCCAUUUGUGAUGCAAAUUUCUUCGGGAUGCACUGCACAAUGCAACUCUAUUUACCCGUCUCACUAGUGAACUCCGUUAUAUUAAUGGUCUUGAUUUCAAUCAUGUUUUCACACAUGUAGGCCCUCUCUCUUAUCUCUCAGAGUGUAAUUUUGCCUCAUUAGAUGUUCUGAAAGCCGUCUCCUCUCCACUGUGGCAUCAGAUUUCCCUCUUUCCAGUUUUGAAACUGUGUACAGGUAUUGCUGCUUUCCACUUCUUCCCAAAACCACACAUAAAACCUUACAUAGUUCCUCUUUUUGACCGCGUUAGCAUCUCGUUCAACUGAAUGGAGUUCUGAGGAGAAUUGCAGGUUUGACUGAGAAUUGGACAUUUAUGUUGAUUUUCUUUCCUUUUUUAUCCUAUGUACAUUGAAUCAAUAUUUUGGUUGUCUUUCAUGUUGCAGUAUGAACCGCUGGACUACUGACCAGAAUCAGGGCAAGAUUUGCCGUUGUGGCACAAAGACAAUGACAUCCACCAUGCAACAGCAAAUGAAAAUAGAAAUACACUACUGCAAAUAAACGUUUGCUUUCAAUUAUUUGAAUGAUUAAAUUGA
This is a messenger RNA of Carassius gibelio (silver crucian carp), 11400 nucleotides long. Its product is annotated as chromodomain-helicase-DNA-binding protein 9. The transcript is spliced from 39 exons. The record is from RefSeq and is a predicted model, not a curated record. Gene Ontology annotation, molecular function: protein binding; ATP-dependent chromatin remodeler activity; ATP binding. The coding region runs from base 385 to 9204 and encodes 2939 amino acids. NCBI's taxonomy places the organism in Eukaryota, Metazoa, Chordata, Actinopteri, Cypriniformes, Cyprinidae.